This is a messenger RNA of Macrobrachium nipponense, 2001 nucleotides long. RefSeq lists its product as uncharacterized. The record is from RefSeq and is a predicted model, not a curated record. Lineage: Eukaryota; Metazoa; Arthropoda; Malacostraca; Decapoda; Palaemonidae. The coding region runs from base 422 to 1114 and encodes 230 amino acids. The transcript has 6 exons.
AGAGAGAGGUCCUGCUACUACCCUGAAUGUACAAUGUACAAUAUUCAUUACUGAGACUCCAUGAUCCUUUUCAAGUAGUGUAAACCAACGAAGGAUAAAUAAACAGACAAUACAGUAGACUAAUUUGUCACCCUGAACGCGCAAAGUUGCUCCCCCAUCAGGAAAUUUUAGGACAUUUGAAGACAUUUUAGGGCAUUGACGAUGAAGUGGCAUGCCUCAAAGCUCCCAAACCAACGACCAAUAAGCAGAGGCCUUUUUAUAGCACUCAAGAGGUUUAUCAAGACCUAUGGAAGCCAGCAAUAGUUGCCAUGAGCUAUCUGGUCUCCCCUACACAACAAGGUAAUCUAGGACAACUACGAAAAAAGUGGGUCUUUAGUCUAGCACGUCUGCACCAGACUUUUCCAUGCAAGGACAGUAAAGUAUGUCUCCCUCACGGACAUCAACCACUGCUACCACAGUCCUUCUGAUCCUGCUGAACUUCGACGUCAUUCAAGCAUUUAUGGCCAGCGUCACUGACUUCAGCGCACUUAAGAUCAGGAUGGUCAGAGAGAGCAAAGCUUUCUCAACCUUCAUCUUGGCCCCAGAUGUUGCCAUUCCUCAAGCGGAAGGAUUUCAUAGCUACACGGCAGUUAGCUUUCAUGACUGUCGCAUGACAUGCUGGGCAUCUGUGAAUUGCAAAUCUCUCUCAGUACAACCCACAGGCAGCACAUUCCUCUGUGUCCUGAGCAACAGGGGCCCGUUAGAUGACAAUAUUAUGUCCAGCUCUGGAGCAAGUUACAUCUUUAAAGUUGACAGUUUGAACGCCAAUUGGAUGAUAAUGCCUGACGGAAUAAGUUACAUCGUCCAUAAACGAAUUCCAUUAAAUUUCACGGCAGCCCUCAGUUUCUGCAGGAGAAUUCCUGGCCAUGACAUCGGAGUAUUCCAAACGACCGCUGAUACUGUGAACAUCUUAAAUCUGGGCAGCAAGACAGGAGCUUCAUGUGCGUGGACAAACAACAAGGGUGCUGUGGCUGACCCUGUCCAAACUUACUACAACUUUGCACCUCCCAUGUUUGUGUCUUCUAAUGCUCUUACAACGUGCAGUCCUUUCUGUCGAGCUCAUGUCGUUGAAUAGGCACCGAUAAUCCCAGGUGGUUACUACUACUCAAUCUCUGACUCAUGAUAUGUAAUAUGUAAAAUGAGCUAUGCAGGGGAGAAAUGACUUUGUGUAUCUCACGCCAAGGCUAAAGACAAGAAUGUAGAAGAUUCAGAGUAUUCACUGAACGCUAAAGCCAAAGAACUUUGUAGUCUUUCUUUGUUGAAGAUGCUAAGUUACUCAUGACAUUAUUGGUACCCAGAUUAUGAAAGAAGCACAGAUCAAGAAACUGCCUCUAGCUUGCAAGUUUUUGCUAGGCAGGCUCACCAUAUGUUGCCUUUGAAGCAAAUGAAUAUAUCUGAAGGAGGAGUGAGAUCUCUGUAAGUUACACUGACUCAGAGGUCAGCACCGAAGAUCUCAUUCAUUACAACACCCAACCACGUCCUGCGCCAGCACAAGAGCAGCAGAGUCUAUACUAGUCACAACCGACUGCUUUGAAGGAAUAGCCACCAGCCAAUUUCUUUGAAUGCUCGAAUCAGCUGUCUGAUGUACAAGACCCAAUCUUUUAAUGUCUAUUCUUUAGCGCACUGGAAAUGUAGUAUGUAUAAGCUUGAAUAUAUAUGUAAAUAAAUAUAAUAAAUAUAUGUAUCCAUUAAUGCAUGAAACUUUAUAUGUAAUCUUAAGGACACAUUAUAACACAUUAUAAUCACUGGCUCUGUAUCUUGAAUUUCAAGCCAAUGGCCCCUUUGGUGUGCUUGUUCCAUGUGAAUAGGUUUCAUCUACUGAAAUAAAUAAUAAUAAUAAUAAGCACUAAUUUCUAGUUUCUUUGCUCACUAUUGUGCGUCAGUGUUAUCACACUGCUUCAAAACAUUGCCCUGAUUGUGUAUUAUAAGUUUGACUAAAUAAAUAUCACUGCUGCACUUACA